Molecule: messenger RNA, 1134 nt
Organism: Parastagonospora nodorum SN15
Lineage: Eukaryota; Fungi; Ascomycota; Dothideomycetes; Pleosporales; Phaeosphaeriaceae
Exons: 2
Coding region: 1-1134 (377 amino acids)
Biological process (GO): lipid metabolic process
Molecular function (GO): glycerophosphodiester phosphodiesterase activity
Source: RefSeq, a predicted model, not a curated record
AUGACCGAUGGACCACUGAAGCAUAAGCUCCAGUCCUGUGAGAACAAGCCAGUGGCGAUUAGCGACUUUAGCAUCGCUCAUCGUGGCGGCGGCACACUCCAAUUCCCUGAAGAGACUGUGCAGUCCGAAGAAGCCGGUGCUCGCAUGGGCGCUGGGAUCUUGGAGUGCGAUGUUUCAUUCACAUCUGACCGUGGCCUCGUAUGUCGGCACUCGCUGUGCGACUUACACACCACCACCGACAUCCUUUUACGACCUGAACUUGCAAAGAAGUGCUCGCAGCCAUUCACCCCAGCCAACGCGACGUCGCCAGCAAAUGCUCUUUGCUGUACGUCCGAUAUCACCAUGGCCGAAUUCAGCACCCUUUGCGGCAAACAAGAUGGCUUCAACGCCUCCGCCACUACGCCCUUGGCCUACCAAGCCGGCACUCCCAAUUGGCGCACUGAACUAUACGACACUUGCGGCAAAGUACUAACAUUGAACCAAUACAUCGACUUCGUCGACGCCCAACCCGGCUACCGCAACUUCACCCCCGAGCUCAAAACGCCUCCAUUCCCUAUGCCCUACAAAGGCUACACUCAACAACAAUACGCCCAAGACUUCAUCGACGCUUUCCGCGCAAAAGGCGUUAGUUGCGACCGCGUCUGGCCUCAAUCCUUCACUUAUGAUGAUAUUGUGUAUUGGCUGAAGAACGACCAUGACUUUGGGCGCCAAGCAAUCUAUCUGCAGGAGUUUGAUACACCCGAAGAUAUCGCUGCAGGCAUGAAGAACUUGUCGAUUGCGCGUGCCGCUGGUGUGAACAUUAUCGGCCCUUCCAUACCCAUGCUUGUUAGUCCAGGGCCCAACAACACCAUCGUUCCUUCUGAGUACGCAAAGGCCAUCAAAGCCAACGGCAUGGAUAUCAUUGCGUGGACGUUCGAGCGCUCUGGACCUCUUGCGACUGUCAAGUCAAGAAAGGAGUAUUACUUCGAGAGCAUCGCGAAUGUAACAAGUUACGAUGGACAGUACUACGUGUUGUUAGACGUGUUGGCGAACCAGAUUGGGAUCAAAGGAUUGUUUAGCGAUUGGAGCGCUACGGUGACGUAUUUUGCGAAUUGUUUUGGAUUGAAGGGACCUGUUGGAGGGAGUUACACGUGA